Molecule: messenger RNA, 555 nt
Organism: Durusdinium trenchii
Lineage: Eukaryota; Dinophyceae; Suessiales; Symbiodiniaceae
Source: the annotation of a GenBank genome assembly
AUGGUGGUUGAGGCGAGGCAAACUUUUCAAGCCUUUGAUGAUGCUGGUUUGAGGGCGCCAGUUCGGCUUGCUUGUGGCAAAAUAGGGAAUGAUGAGAGCAACUUGGCUCAACAUGUGCAUGCCCUUGCCACAUACUGGAAGCUCUUCCGUGCGCAGUACCCCGACCACGAAAUAUUUGACAAGCUCACUGAGGAACAACUCCGACUUACCGCGUUGGAUGAAGCAAUGGACCUGCUUGCUGAUGAUUUUCUUGAUGCUAUGUCUCAGGGUGUGUUGCUUCAGAGUCACGCACAGCCUGUUGUUUUGCGGCUGGCUGUGGUUGCGGUGAAGGGCGACUGGCCCUUUCUGAUUGAGGCUGGGCACUCAGAAAGGCACUUUCGGCGAGCCCUGGAGUAUGUCACUUGUGCAUGGCUAGAGCAAUUGGAUGCAGCUACUGUGGCACGGCAUGGGCUGCUAGCGCUGAGGGCCUACAAACGCUGUGCUGUGCUGUCUGUGGAAAUGAAAGAGCCGUACGAGAAAGAAGCGGAGAACCCGGAGAAGUACAAGAAAACUUAA